Messenger RNA from Canis lupus familiaris (dog), 3605 nucleotides. RefSeq names its product poly(A) binding protein cytoplasmic 1 like 2A (gene PABPC1L2A). Lineage: Eukaryota; Metazoa; Chordata; Mammalia; Carnivora; Canidae. Gene Ontology annotation, molecular function: mRNA 3'-UTR binding; poly(U) RNA binding; poly(A) binding. The transcript has a single exon. The record is from RefSeq and is a predicted model, not a curated record. Gene Ontology annotation, cellular component: cytosol; nucleus; cytoplasmic stress granule. Bases 93 to 695 code for a protein of 200 amino acids.
CAGCGGCGGCUGCGGCGGCGGCGGCGGCAGCGGCGGCUGCAGAUGUGGAUGCGGAGACCAGCCGGGGCUCCGAAGGCAACCCAGACUUUCCUAUGGCCUCGCUGUACGUGGGCGACCUGCAUCCUGAAGUGACAGAGGCAAUGCUGUAUGAGAAGUUCAGCCCGGCCGGGCCCAUCCUGUCCAUCCGCAUUUGCAGGGACAAGAUCACCCGCCGCUCGUUGGGCUACGCGUACGUCAACUACCAGCAACCGGUGGAUGCCAAGCGGGCCCUGGAAACCCUGAACUUUGAUGUGAUCAAGGGCAGGCCCGUGCGCAUCAUGUGGUCCCAGCGGGACCCCUCGCUCCGCAAGAGUGGGGUGGGCAACGUCUUCAUCAAGAACCUGGGCAAGACCAUCGACAACAAGGCGCUGUACAACAUCUUCUCGGCGUUUGGCAACAUCCUGUCCUGCAAAGUGGCCUGCGACGAAAAGGGGCCCAAGGGCUACGGGUUUGUGCACUUCCAGAAGCAGGAGUCCGCAGAGCGAGCCAUUGAUGCGAUGAAUGGCAUGUUCCUGAACUACCGCAAAAUUUUCGUUGGGAGAUUCAAGUCGCAUAAAGAACGAGAGGCCGAAAGGGGAGCCUGGGCCAGGCAGUCCACCAGUGCUGACGUCAAAGAUUUCGAGGAAGACACGGAUGAGGAGGCCACCUUGCGAUGAAGACAUGCCAGGGACGAGCCAGCCAGCAGAGCCAAACCUUGGCUCCCACCCGGUUUACAACCACCCUCUUUGCCCCUCUAACCCACCAGCAGUGUAUUGUAUUGUACUGGGAGUGCAGGUCUCUCUUUAUCUCUCUCUCUCUCUCUCUCUCUCUCUCUCUCUCUCUCUCUCUCCUCUCUCUCCUCUCACCCUCCCUCCCUCCUUCCUUUCCCUCGAUCUCUCCCCCCCUUCCUCUCUCUCCCUCUCUCCUUCUCCCUCUCUCCCACCAGCAAUGUAUUGUAUUGUACUGGGAGUGCAGGUCUCUCUUUAUCUCUCUCUCUCUGUCUCUCUCUCUAUCUCUCUCUCUCUCCUCUCACCCUCCCUCCCUCCUUCCUUUCCCUCGAUCUCUCCCCCCCUUCCUCUCUCUCCCUCUCUCCUUCUCCCUCUCUCCCUCUCACCUUUCCUACCCUCUUCCUCCUCCACCUCCUCCCCUCUUCCUCUCUUCUGCUUUCCCCCAUUCCCCCCCCCCCCACCAAGGGCGUUGCGAAUAAUCUUGCUAAUCUGUGCCACUUGAUAGAUUACAGGCUGCCUCUUCUCCUUGUGGUUUGGUUUAAAAAGCACCUUCAUGCUUGCUUCCUUCACUACACAGGUGACACAAUUUCAUGGUGGAAACAUCAGAAAGGAAAAGGAGAUCAGAUGAGGGAAAGCCAAGAGAGUAAUUGUUCCCAGUGAUCCUACUACCCAGAGACAGCCACUUCUUGGUGUGCUGUUUUUACAGGCUCUCUUCUCUUCUUCUCUCUCCCUCCCUUCCUCACUCCCACCCCACCUUCCCUUUUAACACACCAUUAUAGAAUGGUUCCUAUGUGUGGUGUUUCUUAACCUGCUUCUUCAGAAACUAAAACCAAACAAAAAUCAACCCAUUGAACUUCUUUCCAUGCUAUUCAACAGGCUUCAGAAAUGUCAUCUUCAGUGCCUGCAGAGUGUAUAGAUGGAUCUUUAACAUUUCUGUAAUCAAUCCCACAUUAUUGGACAUUCAGUUGGUGCCCAGUUCUUUCCUUGUGUUUAAACCCAACAUUGCAUACUCUGAUGAAUGAAUCCUUCCUUGUCAAGCCAAAUCUUCGCUAGCCUACCGGAUGGUCUUCUUAAUUGUCGACUUGCAGGAUCCACAAUAGGAUAUUUUAAAGACUUUUCCCGUGUGUUGCCAAAUGGCCCCUUCAUAAGCAUUGUACUGAUUUGCGUUCAUGCCAGCCAGCACAGCUAGUAAAACGAGUGUGUCCAUUUCCCCUGCAUAGUCUCCUGGUCACUGUAAUUGAUGUGUGUGCGCGUCUGUGUGUGCACGCGCGGGUGCGUGCAUGUGCGUGUCUUGGCCAGCUCGAUGGGCUGCAAAUGGCACUUCCCUGUUUGGGGUUGUAAAUGCUCUUUCCCUGUGCCCACUUGCUGCCCUUUUCCCCAUUGUCAGAAAAAUCAUUCAGCUUCAUUGCAGACAAAAAUAACAAAGCAGACAAGUUAACAGAAGAAAUUUAAUGUCCCUACUAAUCAAUCCUAAUCAACACGCCUACAUUCCUAAAUCAUUUUCAUAUGCACUUGCCCAGUAUUUUUCAUGUGAUAUAUAUGUGAAUUUUAAUGUAUAUACUGUUUCAAUAUCUGCUUUUUCAUACAUGAAUAUAUAUUAUAGAUAGAUAUAGAUGUAUAGAUAUUCUUGAAGUUCCUUUCAUGUCAUUAAAUAUUCUUUUAUAAUAGUUUUGUGACUCUUUAGUGUUCCAGUGGUGGGGCUUGAUAGAGGAAUAGAUAGAUAUAGGUAUUCAUCUCUAUACAUGUUUAGAUAUAGAUAUGGGGGUAUAUUUCACAGCUUUCUCAUUGUUGCACAUUUGGUUGUGAACAUCGGUUUUUCUAAUCCAAACCCUAGCUGCUAAUUAUACAUAGUACACAAACCUUGCUUACAUUCAAUAUUAUUUUCUGAACAAACAUUUGUGAGAGCAAAUUUAGGAUCAAAGGACAUGGAAGGUUUGAAAUCUUUUUCUUCUCUUUUGGGGAGUUUCUUUUUAAAUGACUAUCCACAAAAAUGGUAUCAACUUACCCUAAGUACACAAAUAAUGUGAGAGAAUGGAAACCUUGACAGUUGUUUAGGCUUGCUAUUGCAGUUAUGCAGUUAUUUCUGUAGUUUUCCAAUAUUUUAUCAGGGGUACUGUUCCUAUUUUUGUUUUUAUCUACCUUACACAUUUAUUUUUAUACAAAUAACAUGGUAUCAUAAUAGAAACUUUAAAAAAUUGAGUAUGCCGAUAGUAAAAAUCAUUCUUAAUUCUACCCCUUGAGAAAAAAACUUUGGAACACAUGAAACAUGUACAUAGAUAAUACCUUCAAAAAUGUAAUAUGUAUUGUUUCAUUAUGGAAUACUUUCACUAUAAUUAGUCUUUCAUAUCAUCUUUCCAAAUUAUUAAAAAUUAUUCUUUAACUCUGUUUUUACUUUAUGUUUCAUUAUAUGGUUGAGCUACUAUUUCUAAAAUUCAGUCCCUUCAUAUGUUUAAAUUGUUCUAGUUUUUCCCUAGUAAGAUUAACUCCACAAGUAACACAUUUUUAGGUGAAUAUUUGUGACACAUGCAGAGAUUUAAUUGCCUUAUAUACAUUGCCAGUCCAUUGCCAAAUGCUUCUUCAUAAAGUUUAUGUCCAUUAAUUGUGUCAGAAAAUGUAUAUUUCCCGGCUCAUCUUCUUCAGUUAGCAUUAUUUUAAGUUAUGAGAAAUCGGUUAAGCUUGCGCAUUUUUGUUUUAUUAUUUCAUCUUAUAGAUGUAUUGCUUGAAAAAAAUACACAUUAAAUAUAUACAACACCUUCUUUUAAGAGAGAAUUUUUGCCUAUUUAUCCGUAAUAUUUAAAUAUAAGAUCACACUGAAUGUAUUCUUUCGAUUUUUACAAUACAUUGCAAAUAUAACUAAAA